UUGAAAAAUUGACUUUGCUAAAACAAAAUUUAUAUUUACACAAUUUUGUUUGAAAUAUUGUUGGUCGAUUAAAUAUUACAGUAGUUUUUCAUACAUGACCGUGUUUGGGUUUAAAUAAUCCGGUUAAAUUCGUUGAAACUAUUAAAAAUUUGUGUAGAAUAAGACGAUUUACACCAUGGAUGUGAUCACAGCUGUGAAACUGUAUAUUGAGAAAAUGACGAGUGAGUCAGGUCCUGGCAUGAAAAUUCUUCUCAUGGACAAAGAUACGACAAGUAUUGUAUCAAUGGCAUUCAGUCAAUCCGAUAUGCUGCAAAAAGAAGUAUAUUUAUUCGAACGAAUCGACACAGCCAAAUCGAAUGAACGCAUGAAACAUUUAAAAUGUUUGGUCUUUAUUCGUCCCACAAAAAACAAUAUUGCAUUUUUGUGUCAUGAGCUGCGAAACCCACGAUUUGGAUCCUAUUACAUAUAUUUUAGCAAUAUUGUACCACGAGCAGAUAUAAAACUUUUGGCCGAAAGUGAUGAGAGUGAAUCGGUUCGUGAAGUAAAAGAAGUCUAUGCUGACUACUUGGGAGUGAAUGCGAAUUUAUUUUCAUUCAAUCUAUCGAAUUGUAUACGUGGUCAAAAUUGGGACCGCGAUGCUUUGCAUCGGUCAAUGGACAGUUUAACGGCAUUAUUACUUUCGCUGAAAUUAAAGCCAAAUAUUCGUUACAGUGGUGGAAGUAAAGCAGCCCAUCAAUUAGCAAAAGAAUGCUACGAUAAGAUUUUGAAAGAAAAUACUUUAUUUGAUUUUCGAGCACAAGAAAGCGGGGCACCACCGCCUUUACUUUUAAUUUUGGAUCGAAAAGAUGAUCCGGUCACGCCGUUGUUGAAUCAAUGGACUUAUCAGGCGAUGGUUCAUGAAUUACUAACGAUAAACAAUAAUCGGGUUGAUUUGACUGGCAUCGACGGUGCUCCAAAGGAUAUGAAAGAAGUUGUACUGUCAACAGAACAAGAUGAAUUUUUUGCAAAUAAUAUCUACUCAAAUUUCGGUGAGAUUGGACAAACAAUCAAAACAUUGAUGGAUGAAUAUCAGGUGAAAACAAAGAGUCAAAAGAAAGUCGAAAGUAUUGCUGACAUGAAACACUUUGUCGAAACUUAUCCACAGUUUAAGAAAAUGUCGGGAACAAUAACAAAACAUGUCGUUGUAAUUGGUGAGCUGUCGAAUCAAGUGGCAAAGCAACAAUUACUUGAAGUUUCUGAAUUGGAACAAGAGAUAUCAUGCAGAGCCGACCAUUCAGCGCAAUUGCAACGGGUCAAGAAAUUGGUAGCCGAUGAACGGAUUUCGUUGAAAAAUGCACUGCGAUUGGUAUUAUUGUAUGCACUGCGCUAUGAACGUCAUGCCAACUGUGACACAGUUGGUCUUUUGAAUACGCUAAAACAGAGAGGCGGUGAUGUUCAUGUGGUACCACGAAUGCUUGAGUAUGCUGGCCAACAUGCAAGGCAUGGUGAUCUUUUUAACAAUGUUAAAAUCAUGGAUGCCGUCAAACUAACAAGGAGUUUAAUUAAGGGACUGAAAGGAGUUGAAAAUGUGUAUACUCAACAUUCCUGUUUAUUAAAAGAGAUUUUGGAAGACGUUUUCAAGGGUCGACCACUUGAUCCAAUGUAUCCCUGUAUUGGAUCGGAACUUUCGUUCAGAAGACCACCGCAACAGGUGAUUGUUUUCAUUGUUGGAGGUGCCACUUAUGAAGAGGCGUUGGCUGUUCAUGCCAUGAAUCUAUCGGGAUAUAAAUGCAUAUUGGGUGGUACAACAAUUCAUAGCUCAGACACAUUCAUCAAAGAAGUAUUAACAGCCACAUCUGGACAACCAAUGAAACAUUCACGAUCACUUCAACAAUUCCAUAAUGCAGACAUUUAAAUCUAUUUUAUGUGAUUCAUUCAAAAGUCUGACGCACCAAAAAUUGAUUCACAAUUUUUCGAUAAAAAUCACAGCAAUUGAUUUUUUCGAAUGCAAAUAGACUUGAGAAUAACCAAAAUAAUCUAAUUUAUGCGUAUAUAUAUCGUUUGUUUAUUUAAAAUAAAUC
Molecule: messenger RNA, 2060 nt
Organism: Contarinia nasturtii (swede midge)
Lineage: Eukaryota; Metazoa; Arthropoda; Insecta; Diptera; Cecidomyiidae
Gene: Vps45
Product: vacuolar protein sorting-associated protein 45
Exons: 6
Coding region: 176-1894 (572 amino acids)
Biological process (GO): intracellular protein transport; vesicle-mediated transport
Cellular component (GO): Golgi membrane
Source: RefSeq, a predicted model, not a curated record